Molecule: messenger RNA, 1827 nt
Organism: Morus notabilis
Lineage: Eukaryota; Viridiplantae; Streptophyta; Magnoliopsida; Rosales; Moraceae
Product: aspartyl protease family protein At5g10770
Exons: 4
Coding region: 246-1571 (441 amino acids)
Biological process (GO): proteolysis
Molecular function (GO): aspartic-type endopeptidase activity
Source: RefSeq, a predicted model, not a curated record
AAUAGCCAUAAUACUCCUCAACAUACAUACACUGUUCAACUUAGCUCUCUACUGCCGGAUUCUAUUUGCAGCACCUCUACAGGAACAACUAUACUUUGUUCAGCGUAAACUAAUUACCCCCACAUUCAGUAUUGCUUUUCUGAUUGAACAAACUACUUUGACAUACGAUUUACAGAAGGCUCCUUUCCCCAAUAGUUAUUUGAAAUAGCAUAAUCUUCUGCCAUGCACAUAGCAUUCACCCGUGAAUGCUUCAUUUGUUCUGGGGUCACCAACGGCCAAAAGUGCCUAACCACGAGGCAUCGUUGAAAGUGGUGCACAAGCAUGGCCCAUGCUCCCAAGUCCACCAAGACAGUAUUACCACUCAUGAUCACACUCAAAUCCUCCAGCAAGACCAAUCCCGGGUCAAAUCCAUCCACGCCCGCCUUGCCAAGAAAUCGGCCACCACAGCAGCAGCCACCGGCAGGAUACAUCAACAGGAUGCCACCACCAUCCCGGCAAAGUCUGGGGCCGUCGUGGGCUCGGGAAACUAUAUAGUGACGGUGGGCCUAGGGACGCCGAAAAGGGACCUUUCUCUCAUAUUCGACACCGGAAGCGACCUCACUUGGACACAAUGCCAGCCCUGUGCUAAGUCCUGCUACAGCCAAAAGGAGACCAUCUUUGAUCCCUCCAAGUCUUCCUCUUACUCCAACGUCUCUUGCACCUCCGCAGACUGCUCCCAACUCAAAAGCGCCACAGGCAACACACCCAGUUGUUCGUCAGUGACAUCCACGUGCGUAUACGGCAUCCAAUACGGCGACUCGUCGUUCUCGGUCGGUUACUUUGCUAGAGACACCCUAACGCUGUCGUCAUCCGACGUCAUCAGUAACUUCCUCUACGGCUGCGGCCAAAACAACCAAGGCCUCUUCGGCGGGUCAGCCCGGCUAUUGGGCCUGGGCCGCAACAAGAUCUCCCUCGUCGAGCAAACGGCCCAAAAGUACAACCGCCUCUUUUCCUACUGCCUCCCCAGCUCCUCAAGCUCAACGGGCUACCUUUCCUUCGGCACCACAGGCAGCAAGGCCCAAUACCCAAUCAAGUACACGCCUCUCUCCACGCUCUCCGCCAGCGCGUCGUUCUACGCGCUCCAGGUCCUCGGGAUCAGCGUUGGCGGAAAUAAGCUCUCCGUUCCGGCUACUUUGUUCCAGUCGGCGGGGACAAUCAUCGACUCCGGCACUGUAAUCACGCGACUCCCGCCGACGGCGUACUCGGCGCUGAGCGGGGAGUUCAAGAAGCAGAUGAGCAAAUACCCGUCGGCCCCAGCUCUGUCGAUACUGGACACGUGUUUCAAUCUCAGCGCCUACCAGACGGUGACGAUCCCGAAGAUAAGCUUCUACUUCGGCGGCGGGACGGCGGUGGAUCUGGACGCGACGGGGAUACUGUACGCGGCGAGUCUUUCGCAGGUGUGUCUGGCGUUCGCCGGGAACAGCGACGACGGUGACGUGGCGAUAUUCGGGAACGUUCAGCAGAAGACGUUGCAGGUGGUGUAUGAUAUUGGUGGAGGGAGGAUUGGGUUUGGCUCUGGUGGUUGUAGCUAAUUAAAUUACUGAUUAAGGUGAUUAACCCGUCGUAUUUGGUGGGGAAAAGAUGGAAGUGAUUAUAUAUUUAUGUAUGAUUAAUGGGAAAGAAUAAGUUUUCUAUAUUGCCAAACUAAUUAAAGGGAAGUUUGGUUGGUUGGGAGAAUCAAGUGUAUAGAAACAAACCGUUGGUUGGGAGAAUCAUGCAACAGUAAUUUCUGAAUUAUAUGCCUUCUGGAUCAUUAAUAUCAUGCAUUUUUAUUAGUUUCCCGCUGAA